Coccidioides posadasii C735 delta SOWgp is the source of this 1733-nucleotide messenger RNA. RefSeq lists its product as uncharacterized. Gene Ontology annotation, molecular function: hydroxypyruvate reductase [NAD(P)H] activity; glyoxylate reductase (NADPH) activity; NAD binding. Gene Ontology annotation, cellular component: cytosol. The record is from RefSeq and is a predicted model, not a curated record. Lineage: Eukaryota; Fungi; Ascomycota; Eurotiomycetes; Onygenales; Onygenaceae.
CACACGAAGGUCUUUGGAUAAGGUGACGUCGAAGGCUUGGAUCGUUGACGAAUGUGGGAACUAUCAAGGCCUUUUUUCUGAAGCGUUAACUCUCAGCAACUUGCCACAGUGGCUCGGUUCGCUCAGAGCCGUUCUUUUUGAAUCCAGCGUAUUGCCCACAAAUCUCUGCUCAGGUCCCUGCUCGAGCCACGAUCUCGACAGGCGUGAUAACUAUCAGGUUUGUCGCGAUAUCCGGCCCGAGGAAACGGGCUGACUCGGAAACCGGGAUCGCUACAAACAGUCGACAAGACGAGCCGAACACUGUCAAUCGGAGGCCGACACACCUCGUCGGUCGCAUCAUCCGCGUUUGAGUCUCUGCCGAUAGCUCUACGGAUUGCAUCAUGAUUCGACGCCCUUCGGUUCGGCCCUCGCUCCAUCUCGGUAGCAGGGUGGGCCUCGCGGCUCGGCAUUCAGCUGGAGUGGAAGAUAUUUAGCGCACGCCCUUUUGUCGACUCAUUAAAGGCCGCGUUAUUGACCGUGAGAACUUGACACCCCGUUGAAAGCGGAUGCGCUGCUUGUAUUUCUAUACCUCUAUCUUCUCCUCGAGACAACCCGCCAGAACGAUGUCCAGCGCCAGCAACACCAAGAAACCGACGCUGCUUUAUGUCGGCGAACCGAUCCGUGGACCUAACCGCGAGAGAUGGGCCCGAUUCCGCGAGAACUUCAACAUCCUAACCUAUACACGUACUACAAAGGAAGAUCUCCUCGCCUCCUUGAAACCUGGUGGCAGGUACUCCCAGAUAGAUGGGAUCAUUCGGCCCUGCAAUACCGGUAAUAACAACCUCCCGCGCUUCAAUAAAGAAUUCAUUUCCCAUCUUCCUCUGUCGCUGAAGAUUAUUUCAUCUUCGAAUCACGGCUAUGAACGAGAGGACACGGAAGAACUUGGUCGUCGAGGGAUAUGGUAUUGUAACGGUGCUGGAGCAGCGAACGACUCCACGGGAGAUAUUGCAUUGCUCCUCAUCAUAGCUGCAUUUCGCUAUACCAGCUUUUGCGAGAAUAACUUGCGUACAACUCGCAAGGGAGACUACUUCGCCGUAGAGGACGCGGUGGCCCCAACCUCGGUCAAUCCACGCGAUAAGAUUCUGGGCAUUGUGGGUAUGGGAGAGGUCGGACGUGCGGUUUCUGUACGAGCAAAAGCGCUGGGAAUGAAAAUACAUUACUUCAGUCGAACACGAAAGUCGCCGAAGGUAGAGCGAGAAGCUGGUGUCGCGGAAUAUCAUGCCACGUUAGAGUCCCUGCUAAAGGUUGCGGACUGUGUGCUGCUCGCAUGUCCGCAUUCCCCAGAGACGCAUCAUCUGUUAAAUAAAGAUACUUUCAAGUUGAUGAAAAGAGGGGUGAGGGUAGUCAAUGUUGCCAGAGGCAAGUGCAUUGAUGAAGAAGCAUUGGCAGAUGCUAUUGACGAGGGUAUCGUCGUGGGAGCUGGUUUAGAUGUCUAUCAUGACGAGCCCACCGUCAAUCCCAGAUUACUAGAUAACUGGAAAAUCACUUUGCUGCCGCACAUCGGCGGUGCAUGUCUUGACACGCAUCUCAACUUUGAGAGAAUAGCAAUGGACAAUAUCGAGGCAUUCUUCCGGGGAGAUGGGAAGCUAUUGACACCUGUAAACAAUGUCACAGGGCCACGCCUCUAACACCGUAUAUGGAUUUCUUGUGGAUAUAAUGACCCUGAAUGGAUUCUGUCUAUCUCUAAGGCCAAA